Molecule: messenger RNA, 4109 nt
Organism: Astyanax mexicanus (Mexican tetra)
Lineage: Eukaryota; Metazoa; Chordata; Actinopteri; Characiformes; Acestrorhamphidae
Gene: pacs2
Product: phosphofurin acidic cluster sorting protein 2
Exons: 25
Coding region: 264-2924 (886 amino acids)
Biological process (GO): protein localization to plasma membrane
Molecular function (GO): transmembrane transporter binding
Source: RefSeq, a predicted model, not a curated record
CGGCGGGUGCGCUGCAGCUCUCCGGUCUCGCGGGCGGCCGAUGCGCGUGCUGGAAAUAACGACACCGAAAUUAACAUUAACAUAAACAACAAGUAAACAACAAAAACAGCAUGAGGAGGAGAAGCGCGGCCACGUGAGGGGAGCGGCGGCAGCAGCAGCAGGGGCGCGCGGAGGACUCUUUCUUUCACCCAAGUCCGGCGCGAGCGCGCGCGUGUGUGUUUGUGUGUGUCAGUGUGUGAGUGUGUGUGCGCGCGCUCGUCAGCAUGGCGGAGCGAGGAGGGUCCCGGCUCAGCUUCCCCGGGGGCGCGCUCAACACGCCGGUGCCCAUGAACCUGUUCGCCACGUGGGAGAUAGACGGCUCCUCUCCGCACUGCAUCCCCAGGUUGUGCAGUCUGACGCUGAAGAAGCUGGUGGUUCUGAGGGAGCUGGAUAAAGAGUUGAUCUCUGUGGUCAUCGCCGUCAAAAUUCAGGGCUCCAAACGUAUCCUGCGCUCUCAUGAGAUUGUACUGCCUCCUACUGGAUCAGUGGAGACUGACCUCGCACUUACUUUCUCUCUGCAGUACCCUCACUUUCUGAAGAGAGAAGGGAAUAAGCUGCAGAUUCUGCUGCAGAGGAGGAAACGCUAUAAAAACAGAACCAUCCUGGGCUAUAAAACCCUCGCUGCUGGAUCUGUGGAUAUGGCUGAGGUCAUGCAGCAUCCAGCAGAAGGUGGGCAGGUGUUGUCUCUGUGCAGUCAUCAGAAGGAGCUUCAGGGGAAGGUCGCUGAGAUCUGGAUCUACUCUCUCUCCAGUCAGCCUAUAGACCAUGAGGAGGCGGCACUACUGGGACAGAAACUCAAAUGCUCGGAUAAUUACUCAGAAGAGGAGUAUGAGAGUUUUUCGUCUGAGCAGGAGGCCAGUGAUGAUGCUGUUCAGGGACAGGAUCUUGAGGAUGAUGAGUUUGAUGUGAGGAAGCCUAAAAAACAGCGCAGGUCAAUUGUACGGACAGCGUCCAUCACCAGACAGCAGAACUUUAAGCAGCGUGUGGUUGCUCUGCUGAAGCGUUUCCGAGUCUCUGAUGAGGUAUUAGACUCUGAGCAGGACCCUGCAGAGCCCCCUCCAGAAGUGGAGGAGGAGGAUUUGGAGAGUUUGGACUUUGAGAACCCGAGCGACAGCGGUCCUGAACUAGAUGAUGAUGACAGCGUCCUUAGUACUCCCAAACCUCAGCUGAAGCCAUAUUUCGAAGGCGUCUCUCUUUCCAGCUCUCAGACAGAGAUCGGCAGCAUCCACAGCAUGAGGAGCCACAGAGAACCGCCCAGUCCAAUGGAUCCUGAUAAGCUAAAAGGUGCUGGAGGGAAGUUUCAGGUGGACGAUGUUGCAGACAGUGUUACUUUUGGGCAGCCAGAGGUCGUGACACCUACCACAGAGUUAGAAAUGGACAAUAUGGACACCUUCCUGGAGAAGCUGCCCCCUACUGGCAAAAUGACCAAAACAGAAUCUCUGAUUAUUACAUCCAACCGGCAGGAGCCUAAGCUGGCCGGCCGCAGAGGCAGGAGCACAUCUCUUAAAGAAAGGCAGACCAGCCGGCCGCCCAACGAGAGAGCCAACAGCCUGGAUAAUGAACGCUCACUGGACCCACGCUGUCACCUGCAGAUUCCCCGCAAAACAGUGUAUGACCAGCUGAACCACAUUCUAGUGUCAGACGACCAUCUUCCUGACAGCAUCAUCCUCAUCAACACCUCUGACUGGCAGGGCCAGUAUCUCUCGGACAUCCUCCAGAAUCACAGUCUCCCUGUAGUGUGUACCUGCACCACGGCCGACAUUCAGGCCGCCUUCAACACCAUCGUCUCCCGGAUACAGAGAUUUUGUAAUAGUAACUCCAUCACUCCUGCACCAGUGAAAAUAGCAGUAGCAGGAGCUCAGCAUUACUUGUCUGCUGUGCUCCGCCUCUUUGUGGAUCACCUGACCCACAAAACUCCUGAUUGGCUCGGUUACAUGCGCUUCCUCAUUAUACCACUGGGUGCCCACCCUGUCUCUAAAUAUUUGGCAAGUAUAGAUUACAGGUACAGCAGUCUGUUUCAGGACUUGGCGUGGAGGGAAUUAUUCUUUAAACCUGAAGCUCCUGUUAUCGUGCAGGACAAUCUGGAUGUGGUUGCCAGGGUAACGCAGUACAUGCUGGGUGCUAAUGGAGCUCAUCAGCUGCCCAUAGCUGAGGCCAUGCUAACUUACAAACAGAAGAGGAAAAAGAGCUUUCAUUUUGAUUUUGCCGUAAGUCCGGAUGAAGAUUCCUGUCAGAAAUUCAUCCCCUUUUUAGGGAUGGUGAAGGUGGGGAUUGUUGAACACAGCUCUGCAGCUUCAGGUGAUUCAGACGAUGCUGCUCCAAUAGGUUCUCUCCUCUCCUCCACACCUCCUCAGAUAUCUCCAGCUCUGAAAGAAGCAUCUCCUACUCCUCCGUCCUCUCCGUCCGUUCAUUCACCCUUCUACAGUACCCCUGGGGGAGGCCAGGGGGAACUAAUGGGUCUGCAGGUGGAUUACUGGGUGGCUCCAACGGAAAGAAAGAGGGACGUGGAAAAGAGAGACUCUUCCUCCAAAAACUCACUCAAGUGCACCUUCCGCUCGCUGCAGGUUAGCCGCCUCCCACUAGGUGGGGUGGAGGCGGGACCACAGCCAACAAUGUCCAUGACCGUUGUGACCAAGGAGAAAAACAAGAAAGUGAUGUUUCUGCCCAAGAAGACAAAAGAUAAAGAGGUGGAGUCUAAGAGUCAGGUGAUCGAGGGAAUCAGCCGCUUAAUCUGCACUGCCAAGCACCAGCAAACAAUGCUCAAAGUGUUGAUAGACGGCGUUGAGUGGAACGAUGUGAAGUUUUUUCAGCUGGCUGCUCAGUGGUCGUCUCACGUCAAGCACUUCCCUCUGGCCAUUUUCGGACACUCCAAAGGGCCGUACUGAGACAGCACCCGUUACAGACGCUCCUCCUGUUUCUCCAUCCUUUAUGUGCCAACUGCCUUUAAUACCCCACUGCCGUCCAGUCCUGUCCAAGCGUCUUAAUUUAAAUACCUGCUUUAUUGUUUUUAGCUUUAUUUUGUUCUAAUGUUUUUUUAUGACAGACUGAGCAGGGAGGAGCUCCUCUCCCACUGAGUGUUUAAACCCUCCUGUGUUUUUUAGAGCCUAACGGAAGACUAAUCAACUGAUGGUAUGGAUUGAUUAACUGGCUAACUUAUGGCGGUUUGAGUGAUGACUCUCCCACCACACAUACACACACCCACACACACACAUACGCUCACACUGGUUUAAUCAGGAAUAGACGACCACAGGCUGAAUAGCAUCACUAGAAACACAUUCUUGUCUUCAUCGCUGAAGUAUCUGGGCCUGCAGAAUCUAAACAUACAGGUUCUCACUAAGACCCCCAAAACAUUCAGCUCCAGCCCUGAAGUGUGUAAACCUACUUUCUAAAAGCACACGUUCAACCAGAAAAUCACAUUCCCCCCAGAAAAUUCCUUCACUUACCCCUAAUGUAGGGCUUGUUUGGUUUGUGACAUGUGCUUCUUUAGUUAGUUGUAGCAAGAGAACAUCAAGGGUAAUGCAGCUAAGAGGCUCAAACAACAUAUCAUCUGCCUCUUAGCAUGGUGCUAACUUCACAUCUAAACCAUCAUACCCUCUGGUGUUUUUUUACACAAUAAGACUCACUGUUAUCUGGAAUGUUUACCAUACUGAAAUAUGAGUUUUAUUUCUAUUUAGGUUUUUAUUUUAGCCUUUUCAGAACCAAUGACUGUAGCAAACAUGUCCCAGUUUUGCAUUUUCUUGUUUUCUGUAAAGAUGAAGUUAGAUGAAGCCAUGUUGUCGAAUUAGCAGCCAGAGUCUGUGCAGUAGAGACCUCAGCCAGACUUGCUUACUCAUUUGGUAGACCCACGCAUUUCUCCAAGCUCGAGUCCAAGCUUGUCUCAGGCUGCCUUCAUUGAGCAUACAGCAUAUCAGAUUUUUACCCUGGAAACCCAUUUUGUCCAGUAUGCAUAAUGUUUUAACAGUAAAAUUGUAAAAUUGCAGUUCAUGUUUCACCACUUUAGUUCCCAAAUGAUAGUGCAUAAAGCUAAGCUAAAAAUGUUAAAAUAGUUAUUUUAAUUUCAAAAGUAGAAU